AUGAAGGUACUUGAUACCGAACCCUGGCUACCAAGCAUAUUGUUUCUGACUGUUUUUAUCGCUGGGGUUCUUGCCACACGUCCAGCAUCAACAUUCAUUGUACAAGGGGAUCAAAAAUCGAAUUUAACGUUAUCGGUCAAUGUUCCCUUGGAUCCAACCAACGAUGACCUCUUCUUUCAUGUAUCUGCGCCGGCAGGCCACGCUUGGGUGGGGUUUGGUUUCGGUACGGAGAUGAAAGACGCCUUGAUAUUUGUGGCAUAUCCAUCGGAAAAUGGCAAAAAUGUUACCCUCAGUCCGCGCAUUGGACCCUAUCAUGAGGAGCCGGAGCACACGAAGGCUGUUGGAGUCCAUAUCUUGGAAGGGACCUUCGUAGACAACGAAACCUAUAACAUUAAUGCACACUGCACCAGCUGUCGGUCGUGGCCUCUCCGGGCGGCCGAACGAGGAAAGAUCGAUGUGACGAGCACUGCUCAACCCAUGAUCUAUGCCCUUGGCCCUGUUGACUCAUUCCUCCACUCCGACAGCCAGGAAGCCAGCAUCACCCAGCACAUAGCGUACGGCAAGCUCAUGAUGGACCUCACCACGGCCACAGGCGAAGGCGGCGUCCCAAGUUUGUCAACCACCGAAAGCGGCGUGGUUCACGGCCAAUAUCCGCCCAGCGGUCGCCUCACCACGAUUGUCCACGGCGUCAUCAUGGCCGCCUGCUUCGUGGUCUUCUUUCCCCUCGGCGCGCUCCUGACCCGCCUCCCCGUCCACCAUGCCUUCUGGAUACAUGUCAUCUGCCAAUGCAGCACCAUCCUCCUCAUCCUUGUCGGCUUCACCCUCGGCAUCUACAACUCGGUCCACAACAACAAACACCCGAAACUCAAUUCCCCACAUCAAGGCCUCGGCCUCACCCUCAUCCUCCUCCUCAUCAUCCAGCCCACCCUCGGCUUCCGCGGCUUCCUCUACCACCGCAAGGAGCCCCAACCCCAUUCCCUCACCCUCGCGGGCAAAAUACACCGGUACCUUGGCCCGGGCAUCAUCCUUGCAGGAAUCAUCAAUGGCGCGUUAGGACUCGUCUUCGCAAAUGACACGGAUAGACUGCCCGCCUAUUUCGGCCUUUUCCUCUUCAUCGCCAUCAUCUACGCACUGACGUAUCGGAUCUUCCAAAGGAGAAGGGUGCGCAACAAUGCCGUCAACAGUGCCGCGGCGGCCAACUUCCGUGCUGGAGCGACACCAGCAACUGCGUGGGCGGGAUCGGCGGUAGCGUCGAGGUCCGCGUACGAUGUCCCGCUGCAGAGCUACGAGGAUGUUGAUAGAUUGUCGCAUCGAACUUCUCCGUCGCUGGGAAGUUUUAGGGGGGGGAACGCCGACGUGGAGCACGCGCCGCCGGUUUCUGUUAAUGUGAUGCCGAAGAAUGAGGAGACGAGGAUGUCCUGA
Endocarpon pusillum Z07020 is the source of this 1422-nucleotide messenger RNA. RefSeq lists its product as uncharacterized. NCBI's taxonomy places the organism in Eukaryota, Fungi, Ascomycota, Eurotiomycetes, Verrucariales, Verrucariaceae. The record is from RefSeq and is a predicted model, not a curated record. The transcript has 2 exons. The coding region runs from base 1 to 1422 and encodes 473 amino acids.